AUGGAGCUCUUCGAGGCGCCAAACCAGUACCCACUCGGCCGCUACGUCAGCAAGAAGGGCGGCAACCCAUCCCCCCAUUUGCUCGACCCGGCGGAGAUCAAGGCGCUCGCCUUCCAGACGCUCAUGGUGCUGGCGUGGCUGCACGAGAAGGGCAUGGCGCACAGAGAUCUGCAGCCCGACAACCUCUUCGGCGACCGAUCGAGAGUCUUCACCGACCUGGACGCGGUCAAGCUGAUUGACUUCGGCUUCGCGACUCACCCGGAUGGGGACGACUGGCAGCAGGAGGGGGAGGGGGAGCUGGUGGGGACGCCGGGGUACUACACACCAGAAGGGGUCUUCAAACAGGCCUUGAUGGCCAUGAACCCCGACGCCGGUAAGGAUGAGGAUACUGGCAAGACAAGAGACUGUGAUAAGAAGGGGUCAUUCAUUCCUUGUGUGAUGGCGUCUCUCUCUCUCUCUCUCUCUCUCUCUCGUGUCUCUUUGUGUGCAGACUUCUCGAUUCUCAGGCGCAACAGCCCCUUUGAAGCCGACAUCUACCAGUUCGGCCAGCUCUUCUACGAGGCUCACAUCGGUGAGCCGCUGUACGAGGUGCCGGCCAACUAUGGCCGUCCGGGGGGCAUGACGGAGGAGGAAUACUUCACAAAGGAGGCGGAGCGUCACGCCCAUUUCAUGGGCCUGCCCGGGGAGGCCGAGAUGCCCCAGAUGGAUAGGACGGUGGGCCAGGUGGAUUUGCAGCUGCCCUGGCUGAUCACACCGCCCCACACCGAACAACACCACAAGAGUAUGAUCCGCAACUGGACCGCUAGAGCGCUGGAUGAGACGGCCGUCGAUUUCUACUCCAAUCAAGUGAGUGGCGGGGAGAGAGAGAAGAGAGAUUACAGAAUGUACCUUUUGUCGUUCUCAUGUCUCCCCGUCUGUCUGUCUGUCUGUUCGUCCGUCUAUCUGUCUGUUUGUUUGUGGCCUCCUUUUGUAGGUGUCUCUGCUUCGCCCCACAGCGCUGGAGCGCCGCACAGCUGCUAUCGCAUGAGUACUUCAACGAUCCGGCCCUCACACAGCUCAAGACUGCGUACGCCGACCGCGGCUUCCCGGUUGAGGAUCUGCUGCCGCCCCCAACCCCCCCGGCAGACCAGCCGCCCCCACCUGCAGACCAGCAACCGCCCCGGCUGCUGACCCUGUCCAUGUGCCUGUCGCUGUGCCGGUGGCCCCUCCUGUUGGAGACCCUCCUGCUGCUGCUGCUGCUGCUGCUGUGGCCGUCGAGAUGCCACCUGUAGUGCCGAUCGCACCCCAGGUCCCACCACCUGCUGUGCUGCCGCCUGCCGACGUUGUCAUGCCACCAGCACCCCUUGCG
Molecule: messenger RNA, 1348 nt
Organism: Vitrella brassicaformis
Lineage: Eukaryota; Vitrellaceae
Source: the annotation of a GenBank genome assembly